Ruditapes philippinarum (Manila clam) is the source of this 1089-nucleotide messenger RNA. RefSeq lists its product as uncharacterized. The transcript is spliced from 10 exons. Lineage: Eukaryota; Metazoa; Mollusca; Bivalvia; Venerida; Veneridae. The record is from RefSeq and is a predicted model, not a curated record. The coding region runs from base 184 to 1089 and encodes 301 amino acids.
CAGGUAGUCAACCAAUCGGAUAGAUGACGUUCAGUCAACCAUAAAAUGUUGGAAAUUCCCGUCUUAUAUCCACACAAUUUUCGCAAAAUGGUGCGUGCAUAAACGUCAGGGGGCACAUUUUGGUCUUUGGGAAACUUAAUUCUGGUAUAGACGUAGGCGUCGUAAUAUUGAUAAUAAGAUAAAAUGGGAAAUCAUUUUUCACAACAGAAGAAGAAAGGUAACAUUUCUAGCAGUAGACAGCUGAGGGCCAGUCGCUACCAGCAAUGUCAAGAUUAUGGUGUCAGUGUCAUAAGCGGUUGGGAUCCUGCAUCGUUACAAGGUGUUAGAAAUGUUACCCAUGACAUAGAGGAGAUUCCUAAUGAAAUUCCUGAUAUUAAAGAGAAUCCCCCUUCACCAUGCCCGACCUUUCCUCGUAGACUUCAAAGCGGUCAGUCGGCAACAUUAAAGAAUUCUUACGAAAACCCAGACUAUUUAACAACACUGGAAGUUCUAAAUGUAAGAGAUCAUCAUCAAAGCGAACAGUCUAUGUCUAGAACCGACAUAAAUGGAAUAAAAGGCACAUGCACAGGAUUGGCAAAUGAUGGCGGAGAAGCUGAGACCAAUGACAAUAUGUCUUUAAGCGAUGAUGUUGAUGUGUAUGCUACAAUUCAUCCAAAGCCAUCUGUACGAAAGCCACAUGCAGUCGCACUUGCUGACGAGCAUACAAUAGGAUGGGAUAAUCCUGAAUACUUCCGGAGGGGGUCAUUCCCAAGGAUGAGUGAACGAACAAAUUCAUCCAAAGAUUCGGCGUUUACAGCAGACACUUCUGCGAGUGGACACACUAGUUCUAAGGAUUACAUGCGUGUAAAUUGCAGCGUGUGUCGACCUCAACAAAUUGAGUUCAUGGUAGACGUUUACAAGAAAAGAUUACAAAUGGAUCUGCGCGUUGAGGACCUCUUAAAAGAUAUUCACUGUAUUGACGAUGUUUACAAAGAAGAAAUAGAGAGAAGAUCAAAAGAAUCACGGCAAGCAGCUGUACUGGUUAAAAAUUAUGAACUCUGUACUGGCAAAUGUUCCAAAAGUGUCCGGUUGAUGGUCUCCGACCAGUAG